UAUAAUUGUAUUAAACAUCUGUUGCAACUUUGGCUGCUGCGCGCGUUCUUUUGCAGUUUGCCGCAUUAUUAGUCAUUAUAUUUUCAUAUAAACGAAAAUGGAGCACACACGUGAAAUACUAACCUUUCAGUUUGGCACAUAUGCAAAUUAUGUGGGUGCACACUUCUGGAACCAGCAGGAGGCAAACUUUGUUUACGAUUCAAACGACAGUAAUGUGGAAGAGGAACAGCUGCCUCAGAAUGAUGUGCUGUACAGAGAAGGCCUCAAUGGUCUGAAUCAAACGACAUACACGCCACGAUUGCUCUCCGUGGAUCUCACUGGGACAUUGGGGCAUCUGCCCAUGGUGGGUGAAUUGUAUGGCAAUUAUGUCCAAUUGCUGGAUGAGCAGCCCACAGAGCAACUACAAAAGGCUAAAGAAUAUGCUGAGCAAAACAAUUUAUCCACAAUCGGUGAAGUGGAUGUGGUAAAGCAGCCAAGAGCAACCAUGUCCGAGUAUCAAAAGGAUUUGCUAAAGAAUGCGGUAAACACGCGGGAUAAAGACUACAAUUUGAAGGACAACUGCAGCAGCUGGGCGGAUUAUCUGUAUACACGUUAUCAUCCACGCACAUUUAAUGUGCUGCCGGGUUUGAUACGUCAGUCGGAUGUCCAGGUGCUGGGCACACAUGCCGCCGGAGUUGAACUCUGGCAAUCGCCGGCAUUUAAUGAGGACUUUUGUGAUCGCAUACGUCUCUAUGCCGAGGAAUGCGAUGGACUGCAGGGCUUUCAGGUGCUCUUUGACAUCGAUGAUGGCUUCAGUGGCAUGGCCAGCAAAUGUCUGGAGCAUUUGAAUGAUGAAUACAGUCGCGCCAGCUUUGUGCUGCCACUGCAUUAUCCACGCAAUGUAUCAUAUGCUCAAGCAGACACACGCACUGGCCAGAGCAUACGUGUGGUGAACAGCGUGCUCAGCUAUAGCCAUCUCAGCGAGCAGGCAAGCAUGUUUACGCCGUUGUCCACGCUGGACAGCAUCUGGCGGAAUAACACACAGCAGUCACGUCAGCUGCCUGGCUUGAAAUGGCAAUCGGAUAAUCUGUAUCAGAGCUCUGCCGUGCUGGCUGCCUUUCUGGACACUGUAACUCUUAGCUAUCGUCUACGCCGGACACCCGAGACUCUGUUACGCUUCUGUGAACGUGUGUCUCCCUCUGGACGCACAUUAACCGCAGCUGCCAUGGCUUUGCCUUUGGGCAUGCAACAGAAGCAGGAUCUCAUUGAUUAUCUGGAUCAAAAUGCCAAUAGUUCACUAUUGACACAACUCUCACCUGGUUGUGAGCCAGGCACAUCGCAUUUGGUGCAAUCGCUGGUGGCACGUGGCAUUCCCUAUGCUCGCCUCAAGCGGCCCAUGGAGCAGGCGGGACCACAGCUUCAAAUGGCCGCCUAUGGCUGUGAUAGUGUCUCCCAAAUGUUGCAAUUGUAUUAUCAGUGUGCCUAUCAUGGUAGCCUCACACAUGCCGCCUCCACACCGUUGCCAUUGAAAACGCAGCUACCAUUUCCCUAUGAGAUCUUUGAGGACACCAUUGCCAGCGAUGGCUUUAAGCUGCCCGGCGAGGGGCAACGUGAGCCGGACCAGCGUGUGGACAGUGCUCCCGUCUUGGCGGCACUUCAAAACUCUAGCAAACUUGGCAAUCAUCUGGACGCUUUGCACGCUCAAACGCAUCGCGUUCAGUUGGCCAAAUUGCAGAGUUAUUCGCUCGGAGGACUCGAAAGGGUUGAUUACGAGUCGGCACUCGAUAAGUUGUUCGAAUUCCGUGACAACUACGAGGAUUCACAUUACUUAUAGGCACCCAAACACACACACACACACACCCAUUAAAUGGAAGACUAUAAUGUAAACUUACAGAACCUACAGAACCAAGGUGUAAAUAUAGAUGUGAAAGCAGAGCUGGCUAUAGAGAUAAAUCUUAAGCAACUCUAAACUAAAAAGAAACGUUUAUCAGUUGUGAUGAAAGCAGCACGAA
Molecule: messenger RNA, 1991 nt
Organism: Drosophila innubila
Lineage: Eukaryota; Metazoa; Arthropoda; Insecta; Diptera; Drosophilidae
Gene: mst
Product: protein misato
Exons: 3
Coding region: 98-1813 (571 amino acids)
Biological process (GO): mitochondrion distribution
Cellular component (GO): cytoplasm
Source: RefSeq, a predicted model, not a curated record